Knipowitschia caucasica is the source of this 2502-nucleotide messenger RNA. The record is from the annotation of a GenBank genome assembly. Lineage: Eukaryota; Metazoa; Chordata; Actinopteri; Gobiiformes; Gobiidae.
AUGCCCCGCUCCAGGCUCCAGGCUCAGCGGGGAGAGUCCGAGGCCCAUCCCGAAGAGGAGGACCCCCUAGACCGGUCAGGGAACAGCAGCUGCCGUGGGCUGUGUGUAUCCGGUUGUGUUGCCGUGAGUCUGCAGAAGAAUGAGCUGCUACACCGUGUCUCUGCCAGGACCCGGGCCCUGGGGCUUCAGGCUGCAGGGGGGCAAGGACUUCAACAUGCCCCUCACCAUCUCCAGGGAGCCGAGUCCACAGGAGCCGAGUCCACAGGAGCCGAGUCCACAGGAGCCGAGUCCACAGGAGCCGAGUCCACAGGAGCCGAGUCCACAGGAGCCGAGUCCACAGGAGCCGAGUCCACAGGAGCCGAGUCCACAGGAGCCGAGUCCACAGGAGCCGAGUCCACAGGAGCCGAGUCCACAGGAGCCGAGUCCACAGGAGCCGAGUCCACAGGAGCCGAGUCCACAGGAGCCGAGUCCACAGGAGCUGAGUCCACAGGAGCUGAGUCCACAGGAGCUGAGUCCACAGGAGCUGAGUCCACAGGAGCUGAGUCCACAGGAGCUGAGUCCACAGGAGGAUCUCACCUCCUGUCCCUCACCUCCCCCACCUCCUCAGGGGCCUCCUGUCCCUCACCUCCUCAGGGGCCUCCUGUCCCUCACCUCCCCCACCUCCUCAGGGGCCUCCUGUCCCUCACCUCCCCCACCUCCUCAGGGGCCUCCUGUCCCUCACCUCCUCCACAGAGUCCAGGGGCCUCCUGUCCCUCACCUCCUCCACAGAGUCCAGGGGCCUCCUGUCCCUCACCUCCCCCACCUCCUCAGGGGCCUCCUGUCCCUCACCUCCCCCACCUCCUCAGGGGCCUCCUGUCCCUCACCUCCUCCACAGAGUCCAAGGGCCUCCUGUCCCUCACCUCCUCCACAGAGUCCAGGGGCCUCCUGUCCCUCACCUCCUCCACAGAGUCCAGGGGCCUCCUGUCCCUCACCUCCCCCACUUCCUCCAGGGGCCUCCUGUCCCUCACCUCCCCCACCUCCUCAGGGGCCUCCUGUCCCUCACCUCCCCCACCUCCUCCAGGGGCCUCCUGUCCCUCACCUCCCCCACCUCCUCAGGGGCCUCCUGUCCCUCACCUCCCCCACCUCCUCAGGGGCCUCCUGUCCCUCACCUCCCCCACCUCCUCAGGGGCCUCCUCAGACAGAUCAGACACUGUUCAGACAAAGCUCAUUGAUCCCGUUUCUGAUCGAUGUGUUUGUUCGUGUCAGAGGACACAGCUCUGCCUCUCGUCAUGUGUCUGUGAGCCGCGAGAGCAGACACAGAUGCAGCUGCAAGACACUUCCCCCACAUUAGGUCCGGUGCUAGGUCCGGUGCUAGGUCCGGUGCUAUAUCCAAUGUUGGGUCCGGUGCUACGUCCGGUGCUGGGUCCGGUGCUGGGUCCGGUGCUGGGUCCGGUGCUAGGUCCGGUGCUAGGGCUGGGUCCGGUGCUGGGUCCGGUGCUGGGUCCGGUGCUGGGUCCGGUGCUGGGUCCGGUGCUAGGUCCGGGUCCGGUGCUGGGUCCGGUGCUGGGUCCGGUGCUGGGUCCGGUGCUGGGUCCGGUGCUAGGUCCGGUGCUGGGUCCGGUGCUGGGUCCGGUGCUGGGUCCGGUGCUUGGUCCGGUGCUGGGUCCGGUGCUAGCUGCAGGGGGCACACUGCAGAGACCAGCCCCCAGAGCUGCCCCAGAGCUGCCCCAGAGCUGCCCCAGAGCUGCCCCAGAGCUGCCCCAGAGCUGUCCCAGAGCUGCCCCAGAGCUGCCCCAGAGCUGUCCCAGAGCUGCCCCAGAGCUGCCCCAGAGCUGCCCCAGAGCUGUCCCAGAGCUGUCCCAGAGCUGCCCCAGAGCUGCCCCAGAGCUGUCCCAGAGCUGCCCCAGAGCUGUCCCAGAGCUGUCCCAGAGCUGCCCCAGAGCUGUCCCAGAGCUGUCCCAGAGCUGCCCCAGAGCUCCCCCAGACUGCCCCAGAGCUGUCCCAGAGCUGUCCCAGAGCUGUCCCAGAGCUGUCCCAGAGCUGUCCCAGAGCUGUCCCAGAGCUGCCCCAGAGCUGUCCCAGAGCUGUCCCAGAGCUGUCCCAGAGCUUCCCCAGAGCUGUCCCAGAGCUGUCCCAGAGCUGCCCCAGAGCUGCCCCAGAGCUGCCCCAGAGCCACCCCAGACUGCCCCAGACUGCCCCAGAGCUAUCCCAGAGCUGCCCCAGAGCUCCCCUAGACUGCCCCAGAGCUAUCCCAGAGCUGCCCCAGAGCGUCCAGAUGAAGGUCUGGGUCUGGUCCCUUCGUCAGGUCCAGAUGAAGGUCUGGGUCUGGUCCCUUCGUCAGGUCCAGAUGAAGGCCUGGGUCUGGUCCCUUCGUCAGGUCCAGAUGAAGGCCUGGGUCUGGUCCCUUCGUCAGGUCCAGAUGAAGGCCUGGGUCUGGUCCCUUCGUCAGGUCCAGAUGAAGGCCUGGGUCUGGUCCCUUCGUCAGACUCUGCUGACGUCCGUCCUCUGCAGUUUUUAGGUUAA